Messenger RNA from Dothidotthia symphoricarpi CBS 119687, 743 nucleotides. RefSeq names its product COX5B-domain-containing protein. NCBI's taxonomy places the organism in Eukaryota, Fungi, Ascomycota, Dothideomycetes, Pleosporales, Dothidotthiaceae. The record is from RefSeq and is a predicted model, not a curated record. Gene Ontology annotation, cellular component: mitochondrial envelope. Bases 1 to 606 code for a protein of 201 amino acids. Gene Ontology annotation, biological process: mitochondrial electron transport, cytochrome c to oxygen. The transcript has 6 exons.
AUGUUCCUCCAGCGCUCUGCCGUCGCAGCGGCACGCCGAGUGGCCCCCGCCGCCCUCGCCCGCCGCACCUUCACCACCACGUUUGUGCGCCGCGACGCGAACGAGAAAAAGGACACCCCCGCCCCCUCCAACAUCCCCAGCCUUCUCGAGGGCUACAAGACGAUUGACCAGAUCAAGACGGCCGAUGAUCUGCUCCCGCCUGGUGCGAAGCCCGGUACCGUUCCCACCGAUGCCGAGCAAGCUACCGGUCUGGAGCGUCUUGAAAUCCUCGGAAAGAUGCAGGGUGUUGAUAUCUUCGAUAUGAGGCCAUUGGACGCCAGCCGUCUCGGCACGAUGGAGGACCCCAUCACUGUCAACUCGGCCGGUGAUGAGCAGUACGUUGGUUGCACUGGCUUCCCGGUCGACUCGCACGGUGUGCUCUGGAUCACCCUCACCCGCGAGGAGCCCAAGUCCCGCUGCAUGGAGUGCGGAUCCGUGUACAAGAUGCACUACGUUGGCCCGGCCAGCGACCCGCACGGCCAUGACGACCACCACCACGUCGAGAACAAACACCCCAAGCCCAAGAACAUGGCCGAUUUCCUCAAGCCCGAGUACUUGGAGUUAUAAGCCUUGGUCGCAACGUGUGGUAGAUUCAACGGUGUAUCUAUAGUCUAGAAAGUGGGUGUUUUUUAUAUCUAGACGCCGUGCUGUGCUUUUCCUAUCAUCCAAUCAUGAUCUCAUUUCGUGACUCCAUACACAUACAC